AUGGUGACUACGCGCUCAGCAUCAAAGGCCGUGACGGUCGCUUCCACGCCAAACCCCCAAGUAUGGUAUCACGCGCCGGAUCGCGCCACGCUCCUGUGGUUUGCCAUUUCGCUGCCUCUCGUGAUCUGGGACAGCAUCUACGUGCUGGGCCGACCUCACACCAUGGAGGGGGGAUUUCUUCACUGGCCUCUAUGGGCACCCUACAAGCUCUAUGGAGAGACUGACUACGUCUACGGCUGGAAGGCCUACAACAGCCGCAACGGCUUCACCUCCGCGCAGGGCUCUCUCAACGUCAUUGAGACGGCCAUGUACCUGGCCUACAUUUACCUCUACUUUAACCAGGGCAAGCCUGUCGGCGGCGUCCUGGGCGGCGAGAAGAGAGUUCUGACGGGCCGCGCCGCCGGCCAAGCCGUUCUCAUUGCCUUUAGCGCCGCCGUCAUGACUUUGAGCAAGACGGUGCUUUACUGGGCAUGCGAGUACUUUUCGGGCUUUGACAAUAUUGGUCACAACAGCCUGCCGGAUCUGAUCCUGCUCUGGAUUAUUCCCAACGGCGCUUGGCUCAUUCUCCCGACAUACAUGAUCUACGUCAUGGGCGGCGAGAUUAUCGAUGGCUUAGCGACCGCCUCAAAGGGCGCAAACAUCAAGUCAGAAUAG
Pestalotiopsis fici W106-1 is the source of this 654-nucleotide messenger RNA. RefSeq lists its product as uncharacterized. The record is from RefSeq and is a predicted model, not a curated record. The transcript is spliced from 4 exons. Bases 1 to 654 code for a protein of 217 amino acids. Lineage: Eukaryota; Fungi; Ascomycota; Sordariomycetes; Amphisphaeriales; Sporocadaceae.